Solanum pennellii is the source of this 330-nucleotide messenger RNA. RefSeq lists its product as uncharacterized. Bases 1 to 330 code for a protein of 109 amino acids. The transcript is spliced from 2 exons. NCBI's taxonomy places the organism in Eukaryota, Viridiplantae, Streptophyta, Magnoliopsida, Solanales, Solanaceae. The record is from RefSeq and is a predicted model, not a curated record.
AUGGCAGCUGACAUUUGUGCAGACCAUCCAAGUGCUUUUUGGGACAGGAAAAAGCAUAUUGUUACUCUGCCAUAUAAAGAUAAUUUUUCUGAAAAUGAUAUUCCCACUAAAUCUCGCCACUGCCAAAUGAAUAUUGAAUUAGUGGAUUUUUGUAAAAAAGAAAUUGAUAAUUUAUUACAGAAAGGAUUGAUAAAGCCUUCAAAAUCUCCUUGGUCUUGUACUUCUUUUUAUGUAAAUAAAGCUGCAGAACAAGAAAGAGGUGUUCCCAGCAUGGGAGGAAAUGACCCUCCUCCUUGGUCACAAGCAUGUGGCAGAGGGGGUAAAAAUUGA